Prorocentrum cordatum is the source of this 298-nucleotide messenger RNA. Lineage: Eukaryota; Dinophyceae; Prorocentrales; Prorocentraceae. The record is from the annotation of a GenBank genome assembly.
GAUGGCCGCCGCGGCGCCGCGCGCCGCGCUCCUGCUGCUCCUCUGCGAGCUCCUGCUGAGCGGCCGGCCCUGCCGGGGCGGGGCGGCGCCGCCCGGCGGGGCCUCCGCGGGGCGCGGCGCGGGUGGGGGCCCUGGGCGUGCGCACCACCGCUGUCGCUCGCAGGAGUUCGCGCCCUACCACGCGCUGCCCGCCCCGCGGCUCCUGGAGAUCGGGCCCCCCGACGCCGGCUCCCUGCUGUCCUGGGCGGAGUGCUUCGGGAGCCUCGCGGCGCUGGCUUGCCUCACUGCGCCGACUUGA